Messenger RNA from Rhinopithecus roxellana (golden snub-nosed monkey), 4482 nucleotides. Its product is annotated as zinc finger protein 729. The transcript has 6 exons. Gene Ontology annotation, biological process: regulation of transcription by RNA polymerase II. The record is from RefSeq and is a predicted model, not a curated record. Gene Ontology annotation, molecular function: DNA-binding transcription factor activity, RNA polymerase II-specific; RNA polymerase II cis-regulatory region sequence-specific DNA binding. NCBI's taxonomy places the organism in Eukaryota, Metazoa, Chordata, Mammalia, Primates, Cercopithecidae.
UGCAGGUCUUGUCUUCCCUAAUCUAUGUCCUCUGCUCCUAGAAGCCCAGCCUCUGUGUCCCUGUGACCUGCAAGUAUUGGGAGAUCCCCAGCUAAGACGCCAGGUCCCCCCUCGAAGCCUAGAAAUGGGACCACUGACAUUUAGGGAUGUGACUGUAGAAUUCUCUCUGGAGGAGUGGGAAUGCCUGGACACUGUUCAGCAGGAUUUAUAUUGGGAUGUGAUGUUAGAGAACUACAGAAACCUGGUCUUCCUGGGUAUUAUUGUCUCUAAGCCAGACCUGAUCACCUGUCUGGAGCAAGGAAAAGAGCCCUGGAAUAUGAAGAGACAUGAGAUGGUAGCCAAAACCCCAGUUAUGUGUUCUCAUAUUGCUGAAGACCUUUGGCCAGAGCAAGACAUAAAAGAUUUUUUCCAAAAAGUCAUACUGAGGAGAUAUGAUAAAUGUGGACAUGAUAAUUUACAAUUAAGAUUAGGCUGUAGAAGUGUGGAUGAGUGUAAGGUGUGCGAAGGAGAUUAUAAUAGACUUAACCAAUAUCUGACAACAACCCAGAGGAAAAUAUAUCAAUGUGAUGAAUAUGAGAAAGUAUUUUAUAAAUUUUCAAAUGUAGAUAGACAUAAGAUAAGACAUACUGAAAAGAAAACUUGCAAAUGUAAGGAAUGUGGUAAAUCAUUUUGCAUGCUUUCACAACUAACUCAACAUAAGAGAAUUCACACUAGAGAGAAUUCCCACAAAUGUGAAGAAUGUGGCAAAGCCUUUCACAUGUCCUCAGCCCUUACUCGACAUAAGAUGACUCAUACUGGAGAGAAGCCCUACAAAUGUGAUGAGUGUGGAAAAGCUUUUGACCGGUCCUCAGCCCUUUCUCGACAUGAGAUCAUUCAUACUGGAAAGAAACCCCACAAAUGCAAAGAGUGUGGCAAAGCCUUUAACAGGUUUUCACACCUUACUCGACAUAAGAUAAUUCAUACUGGAGAGAAACCCUACAAAUGUGAAGAAUGUGGCAAAGCCUUUAACCGGUCUUCACACCUUACUGAACAUAAGAAGAGAAUUCAUACUAGAGAGAAGCCCUACAAAUGUGAUGAAUGUUGCAAAGCCUUUAACUGGUCUUCAGCUCUUACUACCCUUACUCAACAUAAGAUAAUUCAUACUAGAGAGAAACCCUACAAAUGUGAAGAGUGUGGCAAAACCUUUAACCGGUCCUCAGCCCUUACUGGACAUAAGAUGAGUCAUACUGGAGAGAAACCCUACAAACAUGAAGAGUGUGGAAAAGCUUUUAACCGGUCUUCAUACCUUAUUCGACAUAAGAUGAUUCAUAAUGGAGAGAAAUCCUACACAUGUAAACAGUGUGGCAAAACUUUUAACCAGUCUUCAUACCUUAUUCCACAUAAGAUAAUUCAUGUUAGAGAGAAACCCUACAAGUGUGAUGAGUGUGGCAAAACCUUUAACCGGUCUUCACUCCUUACUCAACAUACGAUAAUUCAUACUGGAGAGAAACCCUACAAAUGUGAAGAAUGUGGUAAACGUUUUAAUCGUUUAUCAAACUUUACUGUACAUAAGAGAAUUCAUGCUCGAGAACCCCAACGAAGUGAAGAAUGUGGCAAAGCUUGUAACCAUUCCUCAAUCCUUACUAAAGGGAAUUCAUAACAUAAGAUAAGCCAUACUGGAAAAAAACUUUUCAAAUGCAAAGAAUGUGACAAAUCAUUUUGCAUGCUUUCACAGCUAACUCAACAUAAAAUAAUUCAUACCAGAAGAAUUAAUACUGGAGAGAAACCCUAUACAUGUGAAGAAUGUGGCAAAGUCUUUAACUGGUCCUCACACCUUACUACACAUAAAAAAAUUUAUACUAGAUACAAACUCUACAAAUGUGAAGAAUGUGGCAAAGCUUUUAACAAGUCCUCAAUCCUUACUACUCAUAAGAUAAUUCGCACUGGAAAGAAGUUCUACAAAUGUAAAGAAUGUGCCAAAGCUUUUAACCAAUCCUCAAACCUUAGUGAACAUAAGAAAAUUCAUCCUAGGGAGAGACCUUACAAAUGUGAAGAGUGUGGGAAAGCCUUUAACUGGCCCUCAACUCUUACUAAACAUAACAGAAUUCAUACUGGAGAGAAACCCUACACAUGUGAAGAAUGUGGCAAAGCCUUUAACCAGUUCUCAAACCUUACUACACAUAAGAGAAUCCAUACUGCAGAGAAAUUCUACAAAUGUACAGAAUGUGGUGAAGCUUUUAGCCUUUCCUCAAACCUUACUAAACAUAAGAAAAUUCAUACUGAAAAGAAACCCUACAAAUGUGAAGAAUGUGGCAAAGCUUUUAAGUGGUCCUCAAAGCUUACUGAACAUAAGUUAACUCAUACAGGAGAGAAACCCUACAAAUGUGAAGAAUGUGGGAAAGCCUUUAACUGGCCCUCAACCCUUACUAAACAUAACAGAAUUCAUACUGGAGAGAAACCCUACAAAUGUGAAGUAUGUGGCAAAGCCUUUAACCAGUUCUCAAACCUUACUACACAUAAGAGAAUUCAUACUGCAGAGAAACCCUACAAAUGUGAAGAAUGUGGCAAAGCUUUUAGCCGGUCCUCAAACCUUACUAAACAUAGGAAAAUUCACAUUGAAAAGAAACCCUACAAAUGUGAAGAAUGUGGCAAAGCUUUUAAGUGGUCCUCAAAGCUUACUGAACAUAAGAUAACUCAUAGUGGAGAGAAACCCUACAAAUGUGAAGAAUGUGGCAAAGCUUUUAACCAUUUCUCAAUCCUUACCAAACAUAAGAGGAUUCAUACUGGAGAGAAACCCUACAAGUGUGAAGAAUGUGGCAAAGCUUUUACCCAAUCCUCAAACCUUACUACACAUAAGAAAAUUCAUACUGGAGAGAAAUUCUACAAAUGCGAAGAAUGUGGCAAAGCUUUUACCCAAUCUUCAAACCUUACUACACAUAAAAAAAUUCAUACUGGAGGAAAACCGUACAAAUGUGAAGAAUGUGGUAAAGCUUUUAACCAGUUCUCAACUCUUACUAAACAUAAGAUAAUUCACACUGAGGAGAAACCCUACAAAUGUGAAAAAUGUGGCAAAGCCUUUAAGUGGUCUUCAACCCUUACUAAACAUAAGAUAAUUCAUACUGGAGAGAAACCCUACAAAUGUGAAGAAUGUGGCAAAGCUUUUAAACUGUCCUCAACCCUUUCUACACAUAAGAUAAUUCAUACUGGAGAGAAACCCUACAAAUGUGAAAAGUGUGGCAAAGCUUUUAACCGAUCCUCAAACCUCAUUGAACAUAAGAAAAUUCAUACUGGAAAGCAACCCUACAAAUGUGAAGAAUGUGGCAAAGCAUUUAACUAUUCCUCACACCUUAAUACACACAAGAGAAUUCAUACUAAAGAACAACCCUACAAAUGUAAAGAAUGUGGCAAAGCUUUCAACCAAUAUUCAAACCUUACUACACAUAACAAAAUUCAUACUGGAGAGAAACUCUACAAACCUGAAGAUGUGACAGUGAUUUUGACAACACCUCAAACUUUUUAAAACAUAAAAUUAAUUAUACUGGUGAGAAAUUCUAGAAAUGUAAAGAAUGUGACAAAGCCUUUACAUGGUUAUCACACUUGAUUGUAGGUAAGAUAAUUUAUAUUGGAGUAAACUUCUACAAGUAUGAAGAAUGUGGCAGAACUUUUAAUUGAUGCUCAUACCUUAUUGCACAGGAAAUAAUUUUUACUUGGGAAAAGAAUGUGGAAAAGCCAUUAAUAUCUGCUCAUAUCUUACACAACAUCAGAGAGUCGGUACUUAAUGAAACCAUUAUAGAUGCAACUAGUGUCAAAAGAUCUUUCAGAAAAUAUAAGCCUUUAAAGUGAAGAACAGAAUUCAUUCUGAAGACAAACAUUACAAAUACAAAGAGGGUUGUAGUACCAUUACUUGUAUCACAGAUCUUAUUGUACACAUUUUGUUCUAAAGAAAACCCUGAAGCAGUUGCUCAACUAUUGUUCAACAUCAGAAAAUUUAUAUUGGAAAAAAACCCUGGAAAAUGUAAUAAAUUUGUAAAAACAGUUUUGAAAAACUACAGCUUGUAAAACAUGAGGGUCUAUAAUACUUGGUUGAUAGUACAAAGUUUGUUCAACAUCAGGGAAUUUAUAUUGCAGAGAAACCCUACAAAUGUAAUCAGUUUGGAAAAACGUUUUUUCAAAAACCACAGCAUAGAAAACACCAGAGGGUUCAUACUAAAAUAUAUUUUUGCAGAUGCCGUAAAUAUGAAAAAAAUUUAAUCCUAAAUUUAUGUAAAUAUCUGAGAAUUCAUAGUAGAAAUAUCUAAGGCAUGGACACCUCAGACGUUACACUAAAUCAGUGCUAACUACAGAAAACAACCCAAAAUAAAACUUGGUGGAUAAAUUGUAUAUAACAUUACAAAAGUAGAAAAUUUUCAGAGUUAUAACUACGUUUAAAGUAUACUUUUAUCUUGAGAAAAUUACUGAUUUUUGAAUUAGUGAAUAAUGACAUAGUUAAACUCUCAAAUAACU